This is a messenger RNA of Panonychus citri (citrus red mite), 705 nucleotides long. RefSeq names its product sex-determining region Y protein-like. The coding region runs from base 71 to 490 and encodes 139 amino acids. The transcript is spliced from 3 exons. The record is from RefSeq and is a predicted model, not a curated record. Lineage: Eukaryota; Metazoa; Arthropoda; Arachnida; Trombidiformes; Tetranychidae.
AAUUCACUGGAUUAAUCACUGAAAAAGAACAUCAAUUUAUUCUUAAGAAAUUUAUCUUUUUUAUCUCAAAAUGGAAUCUCAAGAGCAAGAAAUUUAUCAAAAUUACGGAUUUAGCGUAAAUAUUGAAACAAAAACAACAAUCAAAAUCAACUGGUGUCCAAUUCCCGUCGAAAAUGAUCUUCCUCUCCAACAACAACAAUAUCAACAAGAUUCUUAUCAUCCUCAGCAACAAGAUUCUCAUCAUCCUCAACAACAAGAUUUUCAUCAACAUCAUCAACAAGAUUUUCACCAACAUCAUCAACAACAACAACAAGCUUAUUCUCAACAACAACAAGAUCUUUCUCAACAACAACAAGAUUUUCAACACCAAAAUUGUUAUCGACAAAAAACGACAGUGAAGAUAGUGAUGAUGAAGUUUUUUUCAAUUAUAAAUUCGAUGAAUUUGAUCAAAAAGGCCAAUUUGAAGAAAUGGAUUAUUCCCAAGAAGUGAAAGAAAUGGAAAUUUAAUAUUUUUCUUACCAUUUUUCACGAUCAUUCAUUAUGAUAUUUAUCUUUUAUUUUUCUUCAUAUAUUCAAGCUUAGCCAAAAUUUCUGGUAUCUUUAUAUUUAUCCCACAAUUUCAACAGUUUUUCUUAUCGAUAAUUUUUCUUUUUCUCUGAUUACAAUCAAUUUCACCACUUGUUAUGCUCAAAAUUCUAAAGAAUA